This is a messenger RNA of Hylaeus volcanicus, 3626 nucleotides long. RefSeq names its product zinc finger protein with KRAB and SCAN domains 5-like. The transcript is spliced from 3 exons. The record is from RefSeq and is a predicted model, not a curated record. Lineage: Eukaryota; Metazoa; Arthropoda; Insecta; Hymenoptera; Colletidae. The coding region runs from base 1 to 1512 and encodes 503 amino acids.
AUGAAUUUCUCUGGGAACAACAUUAUCCAGGGAGCUCUCCCACAGUUCUCGGAGCUAACGUCUGGAACGAACACAAUCCCCACGUCGAAAUUCACCAGUGGCGAUAAUACCGUUCACAUAGAACACGCGUCUGUUUAUACCACUGCCGCUGGAUCGAAUCAGAUGAAACAAACUCUGUUGAUGAAUUCAGCAAACAAAUACACAGGACCAAUAAUCGCCUGGCCAGAUCCGAAUACAUUGAUGCAACUCUGCGAAAAGCAGGGCAUUCAAGCCAUUAACAUUCCUAAUUAUAAUCAAAAUAAUUCUAUCCUUACUGUUCAAGCGAACAGUUUGCCAAUGAGGAUCAUACCCAACAUGUACUUGCCUUCAACUUCGCAGCCAGAGAACGUUAAACACGAGUUAGAAGUAAGAACAGAGGGUGAAAUGAAAACGUCUACUAUGCAAGAUUCGCAAGCUCAACUCCAACAGCAAAGUGCCAUGGCAGAGUACUUCCAAAAGUUGCAGGCUACUACGCUUCCAUUGACAUUGCAACAGCUAAUUAAAUUCCAAACAGAACAAACUAAGAAAGAUAAGACCGAGGAGGAGAAGGUGGAACAUACACAGAACAAUAUUCUCAACAUUCCCAGUGUUCCGGUGUUCAGAAAUACUCAGUUACAAAAUGGAAAUACUUUCAUGAAUUCCGAUCAAAUGAUGACGACCAUCAAUCCAAACGACCUAAACGUACACAUAGAGAACCAGCAGGAAAAUGAUAACACGACGGUGCAGAGUAUAAAAGUCGAACAACAGCUGCAGACAGAUUCACCUAAAACUGAGAAAAAAAUGAAAUUCAGGGCUAAAACUGGAGAGAUCAAAAUCAGCGUUGCUUUGGAUGGUUCGACACUUUAUUGCUGUCCCGAGUGUAACCUAGCAUUUCCAGAUAAGACAGAGAUCGAACAGCAUAUACAGGCUCAUAUACAAGAACGGAAGUAUCAGUGCAAGGAAUGUGGCGCGAUGCUAAAAAGAAAGGAGCACCUGGAUCAACAUAUGCGUGGUCACUCGGACGAAAGGCCGUUCAAGUGUCCCGUGUGCCAAAAAGCGUUCAAGAGAAACGAACACCUAACGAGGCAUUACGUGAUUCAUUCUGGCGAUAAGAAUUUCACGUGUUCAGUAUGUCAGAAGGCCUUCUCUAGGAAGGAUCACUUGAACAAACACACUCAAACUCAUUUAGGGAUCAGACGCAACCGAAUUAAGAAAGAAUCGUUUUUCAUGGAACAGAAAGAUUCUUUCGAAAAGACUAGCGAAGUUUCCGCAUUGCCUAAACAAGAAGUGAACUUCGUACUGAAGGACGGUUUCGUGAAGCAAGAACCGAAUUUCCUUCAGUACAUUCAAAAUCUGCAGAAAGAUCAAAAUUUGAUUCACACGUUUUCCUCGUUCAAAGAACAGGCUAUGAAAGAAGCGAAUAUUUUGCAACAGCAAGCUGUCAAUAUGAACGAAAUUUUGCCUCAAAAUACAAGGUACUUAAUGCCGUCUUAGUCAUAAAUCAAUUUCGCGCGAGUCCAAAGCAAUAAAGGCUGUUUACGAAGUGCGUCGAGGUUAGCACAAAUAGAAAAUUCGUUAGACACGUUAGGAAUUGGAGCAUACCUUAGAACUCGAAUUUGAAUCUUUAAAACGAAAACAAUUGGGAGAGCACUACGAGAGUAAGGUGCAAUUUAAUGAAUUCUCUCGAAUUCUGACAAAAAUGAUCAGUGACUUGGUCAUCAGUGAUUUUGUUCCGACAGACUAUGAAUCUUAGCCUGUUUUUUGUUCUGUGAAGAAACAAAAUUGUACAUUCGAAUCCGAUUAGCAUUUAGUUUGCCACGAGGAGUACCUUACGCUGAAGUAAGAACUAAGAACUAUAAUUAACUUUCAUUCAGAGAUGGAGACGAUUUUAUUCGAAUAAUACGUAACGAAUGGAGUUGGUUGUUAUUUGACCAAAAUUUUGCCCAUCUCAGAUUUCAUUACUUGCAUGAGAUUGAUACUUAAUUCCUCGAGAUCGUUUGCUGCAUUGGCAGCUUGAACAAGUCUAAUACCGAUUUGGUACUUGAAACAAGAGGAAACAAGUUAUCUGUGUACGUGCGCGCCGUCUGUUUUAUUUAAACUAGCUUUAAAGCAAAUAGUUUGUUUACUGAUUCUAGUCCAUGAUCACAACAAUUAAGAUUAAAUACCUCGCACGCGAACAGUGAAUUCACGUUUUGCGUGGGUUUUUGAUCUAGCAUGGAAUACAAUUUGGAUCGUGAUGUACGAUCGAUACUGCUGAAUGAUACAUAUAAAGCCAAUCUGCCAUUAGGAUAAUGACUUCUUGGAACGAGUACCAAUAGCAAUUAAUAGAAUACUGCCGAUAAAUGCUAUACAAUUUGUAGAAUAAUUAUGUACAUAAAUACGAUACAAAUUUUACCUGAAGGAGACUCAAUAGGUACGUUGUUUAAACUUGAUCUCUGAUUCGUCCGUGUUCAUCUUUAACAAGUGCUUAGCGCGUAUUUUUAAGUAAUAAUUCAUCUUCACUCGUUCAUACUUUAGCGUAUGUUUUUUUUUUUUUAACUUUUUCAUGCACGAAGUAUUUUGAAAAGGUAUUCUUUAUAAAUAUAGUUUUCGAUAUCUUUAUUCUAACUCUUUUUUUAUGAUUAACAUUGUCUAUUGUAAGGAAUCAUGGUACGAUUUUUUUUAUAUUUCGCUUGCAUUGGUACAUCUAAUGCAAAAGUAUCGUUCGACGCUGUAUAAUAUUUCAGUACUCAUUUGUCUUGAUAUGAUGAAAUGAGUCUUUUUAUAAUCAGUAUUAUAUAAUUUUCAGUGUUCCCAUUAUUUUUACAUCGAUUCGAUAUUUUCAUCAUGUGUAUAUUAUUAUGCAUGAAAAAGUUAAACUUUCUAUUGACAUUUGAUACAAAUCACUGUUUAAAAUCUCUUUUUAUUACGCAGCUCGUUUUUUUUUUGUAUUCACUCAAACAUUCUAUGAACGUAAAUAAAAAGAAUAAAUUGCUCAAAAUUAAUUUCGAAAAUAUUAGGAAUUUUUUCCAGCUACUGUAGAACGAAAAAUUUGUGAUUAUGUUGACAAUGACUAACAUCUUUCAGACUUUCUUUUUUAGGUGUACUAAUGAGAUUAGAACGAAUAAUUGCGGAUGGCACUAAGAUAAGACUCAUGUCGCGUCAUAAUAGAACCAAAGACUUUGAUUGUAUGAGACAUAACAGUAUUUUAUCUCUUCUUCCUAAACUUUUUUCAAUUGUCAGAUUUUCUGGACCCAUGAUAGUCGGCGACGAAUCGUUCCCUAAAAUUUGACUGGAUUUCCGGAUAUUGGAAUUCCUUUAAGUGGUUUAAUAACCGUGGCGCUCGUACCUCACUAUCCUGGGCCGAGAAAACAGCGUUUACCCUUUUCAAUAAAAUUAAUUAGACGUUUAAGAUACUGAUGUUCGGAAUCAUGGCCACCCGAGUGAGCAUCAUACGUAAGGCGAUACAAUGAUAAAAUAUUUUAGCAAUGAAUACGCAUUUACAAGGUGUUACUCGAUGAACGAUUGUUACUGUAUGAUACAAUGAUUGCCAAAAAGAUGAUGAACAAAUGGUAACACAUGUAUUUUUCAGACCAAGAUAUUUUUGAAUAAAAUAAGUGUAAAGAGAA